AUGAUAAAACGCUUGUUUAGUGCAAUCAUUUUAACGGUAGUUAUUCAAACUAGACUAAGUCGAAGUGCCAUCAUACCAAAUCCCAAACUGAAUGUCAUUGCCAACAAUGAGGAGGGAUUUUUGGAGUUACGUCCCAAUGGGACAUUGAUUUUACGCAGUACCAUGGAAAAUUCUCCCAAUGCCAUACAGAAUGCCAUACAACAAGCGGUACUGUUUAGGACCAUUUUGAAUGCCAUACGACAUUCGGGAAAUAGCCUAAACGACCUUAGCAUGAAGAUCUAUGGCGAGGGAAUAGAGCAUAAAUUUCCACCAUUUUUGGAACGUGUUAUCCAGCGUAUACAGACCUAUUUUUCGGUGUACAAAUACACCGAUAGUAGUGAGCCGUUGCGAGAUAAAAACAAACCAAUUACGCCCAUAAAUGAUACGCUUUACGAAGAAAUCGAUACCGAUUUGGACAGUGAUAAUGGAGCUAAUAAAAAUACAACAAUCAAGCCGAAUGCAGAAAUGCACAAAACAACAUCGUCGGUUGCAACGAAAGCAACGGUGCCAAUGAAAUCGACAACGGCUAAAACAAUAACAACAACAACUGCAAGCAAAGUAAACGAAUCCAUAGCAACAAAAAAUGAGACUGCUACGCAUGCGCAACCAUCAUUGUCACCAUCGUCAUCACCAAAGCCAGCAUUGGUGCCGGCCAUGCCGCCCAUCAGUGAAGAAAAUGAAUUUAACGAAAUCAAAAACCACAAAUCGAAAGGAAAAUCUUGA
Messenger RNA from Stomoxys calcitrans (stable fly), 762 nucleotides. RefSeq lists its product as uncharacterized. The coding region runs from base 1 to 762 and encodes 253 amino acids. The transcript has a single exon. The record is from RefSeq and is a predicted model, not a curated record. NCBI's taxonomy places the organism in Eukaryota, Metazoa, Arthropoda, Insecta, Diptera, Muscidae.